Phacochoerus africanus (Common warthog) is the source of this 2238-nucleotide messenger RNA. It is a transcript of the gene GPR149, whose product is annotated as G protein-coupled receptor 149. Lineage: Eukaryota; Metazoa; Chordata; Mammalia; Artiodactyla; Suidae. The record is from RefSeq and is a predicted model, not a curated record. The coding region runs from base 1 to 2238 and encodes 745 amino acids. Gene Ontology annotation, molecular function: G protein-coupled receptor activity; neuropeptide binding. Gene Ontology annotation, cellular component: neuron projection. Gene Ontology annotation, biological process: neuropeptide signaling pathway. The transcript is spliced from 4 exons.
AUGUCUGUAUUUCUCAGUAACUUAACAAAUGACUCUAGCUUGUGGAAAGAAAAUCAUAAUUCGACGGACCUUUUAAAUCCACCAGGAACAGUGAAUAUCUAUCUUUUUUGCCUGACAUGCUUAAUGACUCUGGCAGCCCUGGCAGGCAGCAUUUAUUCAUUAGUUUCCCUGCUGAAAAUGCAAAACAGAACUGUUGUGUCCAUGCUUGUGGCUUCCUGGUCUGGGGAUGAUCUCAUGAGUGUCUUGUCAGUGACCAUCUUCAUGUUUUUGCAGUGGCCAAACGAGCUCCCUGACUACUUCCAGUCUCUGUGCACCACUUCUGCCUUACUAUAUUUAUGCCAGGGCCUCUCGAGCAACUUGAAGGCGACUCUCCUAGUCUCCUACAACUUUUACACGAUGCACAGGGCUGUGGGGAGCCAGGCAGCCACCAGAAGAUCCGGCCAGGUGCUCUGCGUGGCGCUGACAGUGUGGGCAGCCAGUCUGCUGCUCUCUGCACUCCCUUUGUGCGGCUGGGGUGCCUUCGUGCGCACGCCUUGGGGCUGCUUGGCCGACUGCUCCAGCUCCUACGUGCUGUUCCUCUUCGCUGUGUACACUUCAGCCUUCGGACUCCUCGCCUGCCUCUCAGUCCCGCUCACUCACCAGUUGCUGUGUUCGGAGAAGCCGCCGAGACUCCACGCCAACUACCAGGAAAUUUCCCGCGGAGCUUCUACUCCAGGGACCCCUCCAACUGGGGGGAGAGUGCUUUCCCUGUCCCAGGAAGAUGCUCCGGGGCCGACCCUGCGGUGCUCUAGGGGAUGCUUCCCGAGCUCGGACACCGUGUUUGGACCGGGUCCGCCCGCGAGGGCAGGGCCAGGACAGGGGCCGGGGCGCUGUGCUGCCGCUAUGGCUGGAGUCUGCAGGCGUGAGAAUCGGGGAAUUCUGUAUGGAACCAGGAGCUUCACCGUGAGCAUAGCGCAGAAGCGCUUCUCUUUGAUCCUAGCGCUGACAAAAGUCAUCCUUUGGCUGCCCAUGAUGAUCCACAUGGUGGUCCAGCACGUCCUGGGGUUUCAGAGCCUUCCCUUUGAGACACUCAGCUUUUUGCUAACCCUCCUAGCCACUACUGUAACUCCAGUGUUUGUCUUGUCCAAACACUGGACCCACUUGCCCUGUGGCUGCAUCAUCAACUGCAAGCAGAACACAUAUGCAGUGGCGUCCGACGGGAAAAAACUCAAGAGGAGAUGCUUUGAAUUCAAUCUAUCAUUCCAACAGAGUUAUGGAAUUUAUAAAAUAGCACAUGAAGAUUACUAUGAUGAUGAUGAAUAUUCUACAUCCUAUCACAACCUCAUGAACUAUGAGUGCAAAACCACAAAAGACUCUCAGAGAGACACUCAGGAUAUCUUCAGUGCCAUAAAAGUGGAAAUCAGCACCACACCCUCUCUGGACAGCUCCACACUAAGUGGCAUCAACAAAUGCACAAACACCGAUAUUACAGAGACUAAGCAGGAUUCCCACAAUGAAAAGGGUGUUGAUCCACUGCUUUUUGAAAAAACAGAAGGUGAUAUUAAACAUGAUGAAACCACCUUUUUGGAAGGGCCAGAAAGAAGACUUUCUCAUGAAGACAGUCAGAAACCAGAUCUUUCAGACUGGGAAUGGUGUAGGAGUAAAUCAGAAAGAACACCUCGCCAGCGUUGUGGUGGUGCCCUGGCCAUUCCCUUGUGUGCAUUCCAGGGGACUGUGUCUCUCCAAGCCCCCACCGGGAAAACCCUCUCUCUUUCUACCUACGAGGUGAGUGCAGAAGGACAAAAAAUAACCCCAGCCUCUAAGAAAAUAGAAGUCUAUCGAUCCAAGAGUGUUGGCCAUGAACCAAACUCGGAAGAUUCUCCUUCCACGUUUGCGGACACCAGUGUGAAAAUACACUUGGAGGUUCUUGAAAUUUGUGAUAACGAAGAGGCCUUGGACACUGUGUCCAUCAUUAGCAACAUCAGCCAGUCCUCCACACAGGUCAGAUCUCCAUCCCUACGCUACUCACGAAAAGAAAACAGAUUCGUUUCGUGUGAUUUAGGGGAGACAGCUUCAUAUUCUCUCUUUUUACCCACAAGCAAUCCUGACGGCGAUAUCAACAUCUCCAUUCCAGACACCGUUGAAGCACACAGGCAGAACAGUAAAAGGCAACACCAAGAGAGGGAUGGCUACCAGGAGGAAAUCCAGUUGUUAAACAAAGCUUACAGGAAAAGAGAAGAAGAAAGCAAGGGUGACUAG